UUACAGGGUGAGGUUUGGCGCACAACACUAGAACGCAUUUCAUUAUUAACCGUACUGUACAGCACGCAGUGGCCGAUGGGCUGUAUUUAAAAACGGUAACGAAGACGCACAAUUACGCGUUUCUGUUUCUUCGUGUAUAUCUGUAAAAACCGAAUCCGCUGUAGCAUCACUACCCAUUGUGCCCAUUCUGUUUAUACUAGCAGUGUUCAGCGCAGGGGGUUUAAAUGCAAUUUAUGUUCGUUGUGCGUAAAAUAUUGUUUGUGAAUUCUACUUCAUUAUUAAUAAAGCUUUUUUUUAUUCAAAAAGUAAAAAAAAUAAAAAGUUGGAUGCAUCGCGUAAAUCGAUCGGCUGCUUCCCUGUGUGGUGUGUGUUUAAUAAUUAGCGGAAGUAUGGUGAGCUUCAGAAACCGAGAGCGACGCUCAUAGUGCUGCGUGUCUGUAGUUUCAGCUUUGUUAUUCGGUGGGGGAUGCGGCAGUGAAUCCGAUCGGUUCAGCGCCACUGCGGGCAGGCUGCGCGCUGCGGGGAGCUUCGGGACAAAGCGUCUCCAACGCCGAGGAUUGAAAGAGCAGGCACGAACGCGCGCCUGUGCAAUUCCAACUUUUGCGUUUGGUUUCGGAAAGCUGUCCUCGGGAUACGGCCGGGUCGCUUCUGUGGCUGCGGGUCUCGUUUUGCUCAAUGGCUGUUGCUUUGUUCUAGCACGGAUUCUAUCAGGAAUCAACAGGCUGCCUGUAUUGAUUUUCCGAAGAUAAGGCUUGAGCGAUCUCACCGCUUACAGUGGGGGCUGAGACAAGAUGGCAGCUGUCAAUGGGUGGUUUCAGUUUCAUAAGUUCAUAAAAGCGCGAUGCAUGCAGUUGUCGUUUAUACUGUCCAUAAAGGAAAAUGAGAUGCUGUGCGGUGUGAGGAGUCACUGAAGCAGUAUUAAAUAUAACCUGUAUUAAGAGUUUGAGUUCCUGCAUUGUGUAUCGGUACUAAAAAUAUUUAUUUUUGCUUUCUGAGCAACUGAGGCAUUCAUAAGUCAGUCAAGUCAUUUCUGUUAGGCAUUUAAAAAACUUGCAAAAAGUAGUGACAGAUGCAAACUAGUUUCGAAGGUGGAGAUGGCUUCUAUAAAGCAAAGACACCCCAGUACUGUGUUUGCCCUGACCCUGUGUGUGUGUCUUGCAGGAUCCCCAGCAUGGAGCCGGCAGUGGAGACCCUGCAGGGAGCCCCUCCCUUGGACCCCCGAUUGCUGUCUCUGGGGCGCAAGGACGCAGAGAGGGUGCUGGAGCUGUAUGUGAGGCGCAGUCUGAGUCUGAACGAUGGACCAGGACGAGACAGGAAGCCCAGGGGGAGAGGAGGAGACCGCAGGGGUGCAAAGAACGUGAAGGGCGAAGUGCGAAGGUCAAUCAGCGAACUGGACCAUUUGGGGCCUAGCAGUGAGGUUGGCAAGGAGGUAAAGGUCCCGGUUGAACCAAAGCUUUCUGAGAGCCCAACCCGCUCUGUCACUCCCCUGGGGAGCUCGACGGAGAAGCCCAAGAAAGCUUCCAAGAAGGGGAAGAAGUCUGUCCUGAAGGGCCUGUUCAGCUUCUUCUGGAAGAAGAGCAGCGAGGAGAAAGAGGACCAGGAGCCAACCUCGGAGGAGAAGCCAGCCUCGGGAUCCACAGAGAGCCAGGGAGCCCCUGCCGGCUGUCUGCCUGUGACCCGGCAGUUCUCGGAGGACCACUACAGCCCCACCACCCCCCGGCCGGCCAAGCCGCUCAAACGGAAGAGCACCCUGCGGAAGUCCUUCUCCUUCAAGAGCAGAGGCACGGACGCCCCAAAGAAACCCACUUUCCUGGCUCUUCGUGGCAAUGUGCAUAAGCAAGAAGCUCCCGAGACGCAGCCUCAGUACUCGUACUACGAGCAGGUGUCUGUGGAGAUGGAGCGCAUCGUGAAGGCACAGGAGCCGGUCCUGGAAGAGGUGUCACAAUCUGCUGCUCCUCCUGCAGCUGACCUGGACACUGACGGGACGAUAUCUGCUGGUGAUCAGCUUCGGAUUGAUCAGAUUGUCUCUUUGCUGCAGAGGGAAGGAGACAUUAUAGAUGAAAAGCUGAAGGAGAGCACGGAUCUGAACUCCUUCUUCCAGAGCAUGACCUACAGCUCCUUCCAGCAGCUGGCUGACCGCUACGUGGAGACCUCAGAGGUCAGGGGUCAGCAGCCGCAGGUGAGCCCCCCCGAGCUGGUCAAGUUUGCCUUCACGCUGGACAUCACUGCCAAGGUGGCGGGCAUCUGUAACCACACAGUGAACCGCAUCAUGGGCUUCGGGAACAAGUACCUGCAGGACCGCUUCACCCAGUUCAGCAAUGGCCAGCCACUGAACCUCAUUGACUACCCUAUUGAAAGUCCGGACUGAACAAACCCACACAGCGCUACCCAGCCACGGACAACACUUCAUCAACAAGCUCUUGUAAGGUUUCUACAACAACAGAGUGUGUGCUCACCAGGGCAAUGGGAGCAGCCCAGAAAACCCUUCUCUUUUAAUGGAGGGAACUUCACUACUGAACACCAGCCAAGCUUUUAAACCCCUGACAAGGUGGCUGGUUCAUGACUUUUAACCCCCACCAAGAUGGCUGACUCUUGACUUUUUUAAAAGGUGGCUUAAUGGAUCGUUCUGGUUGGCCUCCACUGAAACUACGGAGAGAAAUAAAACAAAAUGUUUCAAUGUUAACUUUUGCGGACGCUUGUGGAUCACAUCUCCGCGUGCCAAGCACGUGUUCUGGGCCUGUGAAACCAGCCUCUCUUCAAGUAUACCACGAGGAAGUCAUGCUUGAGUGAUUUCACAUUGCACAGCGCUGCUUCAGGCUCUGACACAGGUCUCUGUGCAGCCAGGAAUCUGAAAUAAUGCACAUGCACUUUCUUUUCAAGUCUGUGCCCUGAAUUAGGGCUUGGUAAUCUAUGCUUAAAAAAUGAUUUAAACAUUUUUUCAUGUUAAAAGUAGAUUUAGCUUAUUUGUAUAAUAAUAAUAAUGGUGUACAUUUUAAACUAAGAGUUAAAAUUAAGCUGCAGUAAUGUGUUGUAGUUCCACCUCAUUCCACUAGAUGUCGCAGUUUGACUGAUGAUUGAGAAAGGAAGAAAAUAAACUGUUCUAUAUUCUGCUGGCUACAGGCUAUGGAAAUGGAAUAUUGCUUCCCUUUUUAAUGUUGCAGGUUCAGGUAUAAAUUAAAGGGUAAAGCAGGCAUGUCCCUUUCCAGCCCUCCUUGCAGUAUAUACAGGUGUACUGUAGUUGUGUUUGUGACCCCUAGUGGCAGGAAAAGCUAACUGCACAUUGUGUUUAAUGGUCAUAAGAAUUUCUACAUAUGUAAUGAGGGCAUAAGCCUUUAUCAGUGAAUUCUGAUGUUUUUCCAAUGCAUGGAUUCCUGAUGGAUUUCUUGAAAAAGUAUGCGAAUCAAGACUUUAGAAAAGUCGGCUGAACCAUGAAACCUUUUUCCAAAACCAAGAAUACUCACGCCUGCUGUGUCACGCAUGAUGUCAUGUGCACGGGCUGUGUUGACAGUAUUCACACCUGCUGUGUCACACAUGAUGUCACCUGCACAGGCUGUGUUGACAGUCCAGUUUGCCCCAGUGAUGCCGCUGUUGAGAGAGGACAGUUCAAGCCAUGCCCAGCAUCCCUCGGUGUGUCUUCUCAUCCCUCCACCUCCUCAUCUUGAGCACUGCUGGAAAUUAAAGCACAAAAUAACAGACGUCAAGAAAAAAGGGCUGAUUACAAACUGCAAUGAUGUUAAUGCUGAAUGUAUGCAAUCAACUGUGAACUCUUUCAAACAAAUAAUAAUGCAAUGUGAAUUGUGUGUGCUGGCAUACACCAGUCCUGUAACGUGUACAACCUGAUAAUUAAAGUAAAUUAUGA
Polyodon spathula (Mississippi paddlefish) is the source of this 3859-nucleotide messenger RNA. RefSeq names its product apoptosis facilitator Bcl-2-like protein 14. The coding region runs from base 1070 to 2368 and encodes 432 amino acids. The record is from RefSeq and is a predicted model, not a curated record. The transcript is spliced from 5 exons. NCBI's taxonomy places the organism in Eukaryota, Metazoa, Chordata, Actinopteri, Acipenseriformes, Polyodontidae.